AUGGCCCGAUCUGCUUCCAGGGAAACUUUGUCUGUAGAGUUUUGGGCGCAGGGCUUAGGCCCUGGACGGUUUCAUGCCUUCAAGCAGUUCGUUGGCCUCGCUGGCGAUGAAGAGGAGAGCGAGGACUGCUUGAACCUCAACGUCUUCGCCCCCGAGAAGGCAAAAAACUUGCCCGUCUUCGUGUGGAUCUAUGGCGGUUCGAGUGUGGAGGGCCAUGUAGGCUGGGACUUCUACGGCCCACUCGACAACAUCGUGCGCCGUCAUCCCUGCAUCGUCGUGGCCAUGAACUACCGCCUCGGCGUUUUGGGUUACCUGGCACUCAAGGAACUCUCGGCCGUGGACCCCCGAAAAGGCAGUGGCAACGCAGGAAUCACGGACCAGCAGCUCGCGAUGCGAUGGGUUCAGGAGAACAUCCAUGCUUUCGGUGGGGAUCCCAACCGCGUGACCCUCAUUGGACAAAGCUCUGGCGGUACGAGCAUCUGGGUUCAAGUAAGCAUCCUUGGUCACCUUGCCUCCCGCAGCAGCCGCGGCCUUUUCCACGGGGCCAUCUCGCUCUCAGCCUCGCCUAACAUUACCAUGGACCGAGCUGCGAAGGAGGCGCAGGACCGUGCGUUGCUCCUUCCCCACACGCCCUGCGCCGGCAUGAGUGAGUCCACGUUGCUCGAAUGCCUCUACACGGCGGAUUUUGGACCGUUUCUCCACAAGAACUUCGACAAAGCCUAUGGGGCGGAGGCGGUGGAGAAGAUUCGGAUGUUCUACGACAAGUACGAGCCGGCGCAAUAUGGCGUCUUUGCUCUGGACUCGGACACUGGGCUUGCGUGUGCUCUGAGGCGCUUUGCUAUGGCGGCUCGGGAAGGCUUCCGAUCGCCGGUGUACUGGAGCACGGUGACCAGCAUGCCGAACAGCACGGUGGCCUUGAUGUGGGACCUGCCCUUCCACAACUGGGAUUUCAUGGCGGCCGUUAAAAACUGGGACACCUUCGGGUACACCCCAAAAGAGAGUGACGUGGCCUUCGGUGAGCGCAUCCUUGGCGAUUGGUAUCAGUUCCUGACCCAGGGGAACAUCACAGAUCGCGGCUAUGCUCCCGUCCAGGCCACCAAAGCCUCCGAGAACGUCGUCGGCAACGAUGUCGGUGAGACAAAGACAUCCGUACGGCCGAACCACAAGCAUGACGUCUGCGAGUUCUGGGAAUCGAUUGGCGUGGACCAGCGGUGGUGGUGGAUCAACUGA
Symbiodinium sp. CCMP2456 is the source of this 1230-nucleotide messenger RNA. The record is from the annotation of a GenBank genome assembly. NCBI's taxonomy places the organism in Eukaryota, Dinophyceae, Suessiales, Symbiodiniaceae.